GUUUUCCCGCUCACUCUCGCGAGAUCAUCAUCAUCAGUCCAACAGCAACCAUGGCGGCCGCGAUGGAUGUAGACACCCCAAGUGGAGCUAACAGCGGAGCUAGCAAGAAGCGUUUUGAAGUAAAAAAGUGGAAUGCAGUGGCACUGUGGGCUUGGGACAUUGUGGUGGACAACUGUGCCAUUUGCAGAAAUCACAUUAUGGAUCUUUGUAUAGAGUGUCAAGCUAACCAAGCCUCUGCGACAUCAGAAGAGUGCACAGUGGCCUGGGGAGUCUGCAAUCACGCUUUUCAUUUCCACUGCAUCUCUCGCUGGCUGAAGACCAGACAGGUGUGUCCCCUGGACAACAGAGAGUGGGAGUUUCAGAAGUAUGGUCAUUAGCAGCGUCUGGACUGAUUCAGCAUUUCCAUCAGGCAUCAUUCCUUCUGUUUAGAUGCCGCUGUUUUCUUGUUAAAUAGAUGUAUUAGUACAGCGUUAAAUUGUUGAUUUUUUAUUUCUGUGCAGCAUACAAGGCUGUAAAUUAUGAAUAAAGUCUCUCUAGAGUCCA
This is a messenger RNA of Triplophysa rosa, 543 nucleotides long. RefSeq names its product ring-box 1, E3 ubiquitin protein ligase (gene rbx1). The transcript is spliced from 5 exons. The coding region runs from base 51 to 377 and encodes 108 amino acids. Gene Ontology annotation, molecular function: cullin family protein binding; ubiquitin protein ligase activity; zinc ion binding. Lineage: Eukaryota; Metazoa; Chordata; Actinopteri; Cypriniformes; Nemacheilidae. The record is from RefSeq and is a predicted model, not a curated record. Gene Ontology annotation, biological process: ubiquitin-dependent protein catabolic process; protein ubiquitination. Gene Ontology annotation, cellular component: nucleus; cullin-RING ubiquitin ligase complex.